This is a messenger RNA of Cyclopterus lumpus (lumpfish), 1439 nucleotides long. RefSeq names its product leucine-rich repeat-containing protein 4C. Lineage: Eukaryota; Metazoa; Chordata; Actinopteri; Perciformes; Cyclopteridae. Gene Ontology annotation, cellular component: plasma membrane. The transcript has 2 exons. Bases 201 to 1268 code for a protein of 355 amino acids. The record is from RefSeq and is a predicted model, not a curated record. Gene Ontology annotation, molecular function: protein binding.
GCGCUCCCUCCUCCCUGCGUCUCUUUCCAUCACUCUCUGUGGUGUCGCCGGUCGGGUUCUCCGGGUUCUCCGGCCCGUGACAGCCGGCCCUCCCUCUCCUCCGUCAUGUCCAGCCUCCGCCUGGCGACGGCUGCGCGUUGACGACCGUCGGCAGGUGAAGCAGAAAAACAGGAGCAGCUGCCGGUGAAAGCUCUGAGGCCAUGAAGGAGCUGCUGCUCCUCCUCCUGCUGGUGACGGAGGCCUCCUCCAGGUCUCACAGCAGCUGGUGCCAGCGCGGCUGCGAGUGUCGAGGAGACCUGAAGUUCACCGUCUGCUCGGGGGCGCUCUUCUCCCAGCUGCCCGGCCGAGUGCCCCCCAACACGGAGCUCCUCGACCUGUCCGACAACCACAUCUCCGUCAUCCCCCGGCGCUCCUUCGGCAGGAACCGCAAGCUCCGCUUCCUGCUGCUGCAGAACAACAACGUCAGCGUGGUGGAGGACGGCGGCUUCUCGCAGAUGGAGUUCCUGCAGAAGCUGGACCUGAGCCGGAACCGGAUCUCCACCCUCACCGAAGGGUUCUCCGUCGGCUUGGCCCUGCUGCGCGAGCUGCAGCUGGCCCACAACCGCCUCACGAGCCUGGACAGCCGCAGCUUCCUGCACCUGGACGGCCUCCAGAGGCUCAACCUGAGCAGCAACGGCAUCCGCACCAUCCAGGUGAGGUCCUUCUCCUCCAUGAGCAGCCUGCGGCAGCUCCACCUGCAGGACAACAGCCUGCGGUCCCUGCGGAGCGGCACCUUCUCCAUGCUGCGCUCCCUGGAGGUCCUCAACCUGGCCGGGAACCAGAUCAGCGACAUGCAGACGGCCGUCUUCAAGCCGCUCACCAGCAUGACGCUGCUCAACCUGGCCGACAACCGGAUGUCCACCGUCCACUUCAAGACGUUCCUCGGCAUCCACGCCUACAGCACGCACAUCCUGCUGGAGGAGAACCCGUGGAACUGCGACUGCGACCUGCAGAGGGUCUUCCGGAAGCUGCGCAGCAUCCAGCGGCUCUUCCUGGACGACUACUACAACCUGACCUGCGAGGAGCCGGCGGUCCUCAGGGACUACCGGUUGACGGACGUGGACACGGAGCUGUGCCUCGCCGAGACCGUCACCGUGCUCGUCAUCACCGUCACCGUGCUCGUCACCGUGCUGGCCGCCAUGCUCAUGGGCGAGAGGAAGAGGAAGAGGGAGAAGAAGAGGAAGCACUGGACGCAGCAGGGAGAGCUUUCGGACGAGUCGGACUACUGAGGCCGGCCCUCUGAAACGCGCUCACGUUUCAGGGUUCUCGUGUUUCAGUGUGUUUUCAAUGUUCCUCACAUUAAAGGCAAGUUGUGACCUUUUAUUGACUAAAAGCUUUUAUUUAAGAUACACACAAGACAAUGUGUCUACAGCGCCCCCUGCAGGUAACACAGAUGCAUG